Messenger RNA from Sesamum indicum (sesame), 1564 nucleotides. Its product is annotated as gibberellin 20 oxidase 1-D-like. NCBI's taxonomy places the organism in Eukaryota, Viridiplantae, Streptophyta, Magnoliopsida, Lamiales, Pedaliaceae. The record is from RefSeq and is a predicted model, not a curated record.
UUGCUACCCUCUUCAUGUUUCUCUCUCGACCCCUCUUUUCUCAAUGCAAAUUUUUCGGUCUUGUCAAGAAAGUUAUAGUCCGAAUCAGGUUUUGUCGAGUUAGACCUUCAUAGUAUAUGUUUAGAUAUAUAGAUUGCUCCUUAAACUCUCCACAUGCUACUUACCCCAACCCUUCUUUCUCCCCAACACAUAUUUCCUCAAGAGUAAACCCUUAAAAUUUCCUACAAUUCACAAACACCUCAUGCAAUGACUAUUCCUUGCAUGAUCAAGAACCAAUCCUCCAUGACUCACCAUGCCACCAAACACAAAAAACAACAAGAAGAAACCCUAAUCUUUGAUGCAUCGGUGAUCCUACACCAAUCCCACAUACCCCCGGAUUUCAUAUGGCCCGAUGAUGAAAAGCCCCAACCCAACCCUUCAGAACUCCACGUCCCGCUCAUUGACCUAACUGGCUUCCUCGUUGGUGACCCUGCCGCCUCAGCUAGGGCGGCAAACCUGGUCGGCCAAGCAUGCAAGCAUCACGGUUUCUUUUUAGUGGUGAACCACGGCGUUGAUGCCAGUCUCAUAGCAAAUGCUCAUCGUUAUAUGGAUGAUUUCUUCGAGCAGCCACUUGAAAAGAAGCAAAGGGCUCAGAGGAAACUCGGUGAGCAUUGUGGUUAUGCUAGUAGCUUCACAGGAAGGUUCUCCUCCAAGCUGCCAUGGAAAGAAACUCUCUCCUUCGAGUAUUCAGAAGAAAAGGGCUCUUCCCACAUUGUUGAGGACUACUUCUGCAGGACUCUGGGUGAAGAUUUUGCAAACUUAGGGAAAGUCUACCAAGACUAUUGUAGUGCAAUGAGCACACUUUCAACACGAAUAAUGGAGCUCCUGUCCAUGAGCUUGGGUGUGGCUCAUACUCAUUUCAAUGAGUUUUUCAGAGAAAACGAGUCAAUAAUGAGAUUGAACUACUAUCCACCAUGCCAAAAGCCAGAUGAAACCCUAGGCACCGGACCUCAUUGUGACCCAACAUCAGUCACCAUCCUCCACCAGGACAACGUCGGUGGACUCCAGGUGUUUGUCGACAAGGAAUGGCAGUCGAUACCUCCCAACUUCAAUGCCUUUGUUGUCAACAUAGGUGAUACAUUCAUGGCACUCUCAAAUGGGAGGUACAAGAGUUGUUUGCACAGGGCAGUGGUGAACAGCAGGUGUCCUAGGAAAUCACUUGCUUUCUUUCUUUGUCCGAGAAAGGACAAAGUGGUGAGCCCACCACAUGAAUUGGUGGAUUCCAAUCACCCAAGAUUAUGUCCAGACUUCACAUGGCCAACCCUUCUUGAGUUCACACAAAAACAUUACAGGGCUGACAUGAACACCCUCCAAACCUUCUCCCAUUGGCUGCAGAAGAAACAAAAACAAACAUCCCAUUUAGGUCUUGUAAUUCAUUCAUAAGUACUCCCACGUUGUCUUAGUUCCAUGAAUUCUGGCCCACAUCGAGUCUGGUCAAAUCUCAUCCCAUCAACAAGAAUUUCAUGUAAAAAUGUAUGUAUAAAUUUGAAGAGACGACGACAGUGUUUCGUUUAGACAAAUAUAA